AAUAUCACACUUUUUACACCAACCUUGUACAAACAUAAAUCUCUUGAUACUAAAUUGUCUUGGAUCUCCUUUGAACGUUUCCAUGGAUUUAUAGUGACCAAUGUUUUAGCAAGUUUAAAGAAUUAAGAUCGUUUGAAGUAUAUCUUUUAUUCAGUUACCUUUAACGUGGAGAAUUUUCGAAAUGAUUCGGGAAUCAAACCAUUUGCUCGAUUUGAUUGAUAUAACGAAACGACUGAAGCUGGAACCACUUCCGGAUUUAAGCCGGAAGUCAUCGGGAAGGCAGUACAUGGCAACAAGACGAGGGUAUCGUAAGAUAUCCAGCGGGACCAUGCUGUGUGACUUAACAGAGUGCAGGGCACAAGAAGGCAGUUCUGAAAAAGACCACGUAUUUAAGGAAAUGAGUAUGUCCGACAAACUGAAAUAUGUACAUGACUCUAGGAAAGAAAUUGCUGUAAAGGACCAAGAACUUUCUAAACAGUUACUUCACAUUUAUGUGCAAAUCCGCCAAAUGAAAGUUCAGCAGUCGUGCAUGUAUCAUCAAGAUCUUCUAGAUGAUGUUUUUAGAGACAUAAGCGACGAGAAGGAAUUGCCGGAUGUGUGUGAUUUGCCAGUGCGUAAGCGGAACAAGGCCUUACAACAAUUGGGUGUGACGCGAAUGAAUAUCCACUCAAAGCGGUUUUCCUGCUCUUGACAUACUUUAACUUCACACAAAAGAAAAAGAAAUAUUACAGAUGACGGCUACGAUUUUAUACAAUAUACACACGAUUGUAUACAGUAUAAACAAACUGCACUCACUCGAAAUCUAGGACGCGAUCAGUUUCUGUUGUGUAUCGUAUAAGGGGAGAUAAUGCGUAUUGGAAAGACAGCUCUAGAGGCACAUCAUUUCUUGUUUACAAUGUAAGUUUCCCUUACGAUUUUUGAAAACAAAUCCUCGUACUUUCACGCAUACUUCCAACAGGAUGGAUUUGUAAAUAUUUUUUCGCAAAUCAAUAUUUUUAUACUUCUGAGUUCUAUAACAUCCUAUUUUGUUGUUUUUUAGAAGAUAUUUUAACCAAUUUGCAUUACACAUUUGAUGUGUUAGUCAGUAAACACAGUUUAUCUGUCACAGGAAUUAACACAUGGAUUCAGUUUUGAUAUCUUAUUAACCAAAAGAAAAUGCGGACUUUUUGAAUUUACAAUAUUUUUUUCUAUGGAUUAUGUAAACUGAUGCUAUUUUGAGAAGAAAUAUAAAAGAAAAAAAAUCACGUGAUAUGGCAAGUAAUCUAAAACUUAUCACAUCCGUUAAGGGAACCUAACUUAUGCUGUCCAUUUCUACAU
Ylistrum balloti is the source of this 1317-nucleotide messenger RNA. Its product is annotated as protein FAM167A-like. The transcript is spliced from 2 exons. The coding region runs from base 182 to 691 and encodes 169 amino acids. NCBI's taxonomy places the organism in Eukaryota, Metazoa, Mollusca, Bivalvia, Pectinida, Pectinidae. The record is from RefSeq and is a predicted model, not a curated record.